AUGUCAAGAGGCUCUAGAUUUAUGAAAGGUUCCUUGUUAGUAUCGGGGAUAUGUACUGAUGGAUCAUAUGUUCAGAUGAUUAGCGAAUUUGAUGGUAUUGUUAUAUCUAAUAUCAACACCACUGAUAAUACUUUUAUAAAAGCUAAGACCAUUGUAUUACAAAUUCCUGUUACAGAUAACUUUAAAAUAUUGAACAGAAUUACUAUUAGAUCUGCAACCUCUCCUUUGAAAGUAAAAAAGUCAUAUUUUGUUUUAAGAUCUGAGACAAAAGAGAAACUAACUAGAUCAAUAGUUUCUGCAAAACUCAAAGGGAUUGGAAGAGGAGUUAGACCUGAAAAAGACGUACUUAAAAAUGUUGAGAAUAUAACAGAUAUAAGUACUUUGGCUGAUAAAGAGGCUCAAUUGAAGCAUACUAAAGGGGAGUUAUCACUUUUUAAGGGAGAAGAAAGUAUCUUAAAAGCUAGAUUAAAAGAUAUAGAGGAAGAAGAAACUCUCAGAGAAAAUUAUUCAACUGAUAAUGAAAUAAUCAAACGAGAUCUAGAAAUAGAUAUGAAUAAGAAUAACUCCCAAAGACAGGAUUAUACUCAAGUACAUUUUAAUAGACAAGUAAUCCCCAACAUUGAAACACCAGCUGAAAUUUUGGAUAUAAAUAGUUCAAGUCCUAUAAGAGACACUGAAAAAGUAUUUGAAACUGAAAAAGUUUAUUAUAUUGAAGAAUAUGUAAAUGCAACUGGUGAACAUGAACAAAUUAAUGUCACUAACACAGAUAAGAUUAAUGAUAUUUUAACUUAUCAGGGAGACACUUUGUUUGAGAAGACCUCGAUAGAUCAUUUUGAAAAUAAGUCAAGUUGUAUUAGCUGCUAUAAGAACAACAGAUUUAAUGAGUUGGUAUCUAUGAAAGAUAUUAAUAAUACUAUAUAUAGAGAUAUCAAUACUAGUAAUUCAAAACCAAAAAAGUGCAGAGAUGGUCUUCAAUCUAAAAUUAAGUGCUUUGGCAGGAAGAAAAGAAAAGGUAGAAAAUAUGGAGACAUAGAUAUAUAUUCAGCAGAUACUGAGGCAAAAAAUAAAAUGAUGGAAUUCCUUAAUAAACGUCUUCAAGAAUCUAAAAUAAGUGAAAAUAUGAUAGGUAGUGAAGAGAGUGAAGACCAAUUGGAGAAAUCGAAACUUGCUAAGGAUGAAGAUUACAUAGUAUAUUUAGAGUCAAUUAUAAAUCAGCAAAAUGACCUAACUAAAGUACCUGUUCUAAAUAGCUCUAACACACCUAUAUCUGAAGAAAUAUAUGAAAAGGAAAUAGAAAUUGUUGACAUGACUCCAACAGUAACAGUUGUUGAGGUUAAGAAAAGUUCUUCAGAACUCUUUUUAGAUGAUAUAAAAUCUCCUGCAAAGUUAGUGGUUGUAAUUAAUAAAUCUGAAACUAGUCCAAUAUAUAAAUCAGAAUUAGUAGAUGAAACUAUAGAAGUCGCUAAGCCUAUUGAAACUGUAGAAACAUAUGAGGAGAGGACAGAUUUUCCAUCUCCACUAGAUGAUAUAAAAACACCUCCAAUAUUAGUUGUGGGAGUGCCUCAACUAAGUUCAUCACCCAUCAAAAGUCAAUUAACUUCGUCUAUAAGCUCAGUUUCACCAGAAAAACUAGUAACAAGAAAGAUGAAUAAGAAUGGUAUAGUUGCAGCUCGAGUUAAUGAAAUUGAAGAAAGAAUGAAGUCUAAUGAAUAUAACCUAUCACCAGUUGUUAACUCGGUUCACCAUACUUCUCGUAAACUUGUUCAAUUGAGAUCCCCUAUAAUAGAAGACCCUGAGAGCCUAUCUACUCUUACUGUAGAAUCUAUAAAAUCAAAUACAGAAGAGUAUAGUUCCUCAUUGGAGGAUUCCAUGCAUGAUCUGCCUGAUCCUAUAUCAGAAGUAUCAUUUUUGGAUAAAGAGGAUAAAUUCAACCAAUCAAAUUUGUCCUUAAAGGAAAAAUUAACUAGUGAAGUGGAAAUGACAAGUUUCGAGAACACUAGUGCAAUAAAUAAUACAGAUGCAAAACAAGGUAUCAAACCUUAUGAAAUAAGACUUGAUACUUAUAAUCCAGUUACUACGACUUCUCUUCAUAAUAGUCCAGUAACUACUGUAAUUUCUUCUCAUGGUCAUCCAGUAACUACUGUAAUUUCUCCUUAUGAUCACCCAGAAACUACUGUAAUUUCUUCUCAUGGUCAUCCAGUAACUACUGUAAUUUCUCCUUAUGAUCACCCAGAAACUACUGUAAUUUCUCCUUAUGAUCACCCAGAAACUACUGUGACUUUUCCUCAUGACUAUCCAGAAAAUACUACUCAGCAAAGUUCCAACCUUACAAGUAUAGAGUCCAGCAUACUCACCCAGUCAAACUCUCUAGCUGAUGAAAAAAUAAUUGACACAUUGAUAUCUGAUCAUAGUUCUCAGAAGCUUCUAUUGUCUGAGUCAACCCAAAUUGAAUCUCAAAACUUCACUGAACAAAUAACAUUACAUAAUGUUCCUAGUGAAAAAGUAUUGGUAACUGAGACUAACGUAACGUCAGCACCUUUGGAUGUAAACUUAGUUGUCUGUCCAUCUAAAUAUCAGGAUCCAGUGGAUAUAACCGUGCAAUCUAACUUCAAAAAUACUACUGUGAAUCUAGCUAAAUUAGAUACUAUUCAACCUACCAAAACUAAAAAGGAAUCGGGUACAAGAAAACUUAGGGGGAUGACUCCUCGGGCAGUUCUUGAGAGUUCAAAGAUUGGACAAGUAAUAGUUGUCACCUCUACAAGAUAG
This is a messenger RNA of Cryptosporidium muris RN66, 2766 nucleotides long. RefSeq lists its product as uncharacterized. The record is from RefSeq and is a predicted model, not a curated record. Lineage: Eukaryota; Apicomplexa; Conoidasida; Eucoccidiorida; Cryptosporidiidae. The transcript has a single exon. Bases 1 to 2766 code for a protein of 921 amino acids.